This is a messenger RNA of Scleropages formosus (Asian bonytongue), 1098 nucleotides long. It is a transcript of the gene hdip1, whose product is annotated as chromosome 1 C16orf87 homolog. Bases 255 to 716 code for a protein of 153 amino acids. The record is from RefSeq and is a predicted model, not a curated record. The transcript is spliced from 4 exons. Lineage: Eukaryota; Metazoa; Chordata; Actinopteri; Osteoglossiformes; Osteoglossidae.
CAUAAUUCGCGUAAAUGCUCUAUGCGCGGCGAGACACUACGCAUGCGCACCUCCUAAGCGUGAAAUAGCCAGGCUCGGGGUGCGAGCGUGUGGAGCGCGCAUGGUCAGCGUCCAGGGGGGUGGUCUGUGUCAGUGUAUGUGACACAUACACGGAGGCGACUCGCUGAGCUUCGGCCGAGACACCCGUUCCGUUGCAGAACGUCGGAAAAAGGAAAAAUAAAAUAUUCGUAAUAUUUGUACUAAUAAGAAAUAGGAUGUCUGGAAAUAAAGCCAAGAAAGUGAAGAUGGCCACCAAAUCGUGCCCGGAAUGCGAUCAACAGAUUCCAGUUGCUUGCAAGUCCUGUCCCUGUGGCUACGUGUUCAUUAGCAGAAAACUUCUAAAUGCAAAACUGCCCGAGAGACCGUCUCCAGCAAUAGAUAAGUUUGAUGCUAAGAGGAGAAGAACGGAAAGGAUCCGUCGGGAAAAGAUAAACUCCAAGUCCACCAAUGACAUGGAGAACCGGAGGCGAUCCCGCUCUAACAGCCAAUCGGAACAGAUCCGCAGGGGGCGGGGUCGCCCGAAAACGGUCACUCUAAAAAAGCAGGAGGAGGAAAAAGAGAAGCAGGAGAAGGAGGUGGACAUCUACGCAAACCUCUCGGACGAAAAGGCCUUUGUGUUCUCCGUGGCCCUGGCUGAGAUCAACAGGAAGAUCCUGGGCCAGAGACUCAUUCUAUAAGGGGCCGUCAGGGGCCCUUCGGGGCCAAUCGAGGGGUGGAGCUGCAGAGACUCGGAUGACUCUUGGACUCACCAAGGCUGUCAGCCGUGAGCUGGAGGGUCUCGCAGUGACCUGAGCGAGUCCUUGACACAGGGUUCCAUCCAGGAGCCAAACUGUGCCACAAUCAGCCUGCAUGUCUGGAUGGUCCAGAAGAAAAGUCUUACACCACAAUAGUCUCCUAAUGAUUGACCACCUAGCAGAGUGUAGAAGUCGGGAGUGUAUGCUUGAAUCACAAUGAACAUGGAGUGUAUUUUGGACUCUCUUUCGUCAUGGUGAAACAUGGCCUUAGAAAUAGAAGAAAAUCGGUUUUGAAAUGUGGCUGUUUUUGUAUUUGGCUCAAUGG